Molecule: messenger RNA, 966 nt
Organism: Corylus avellana
Lineage: Eukaryota; Viridiplantae; Streptophyta; Magnoliopsida; Fagales; Betulaceae
Source: RefSeq, a predicted model, not a curated record
AUGGAGAGAGAGCAAGAAGAUAUACAAUUUCUUGGCUUCUUUGGGAUCUUCAAGGAGUCCAUGAAGAUCAUCUUCACAUGGAAGAAAAUCUUCAGCCAAAUCACUCUGGUUCUCAUCCUCCCACUCUCCUUCAUCUUCCUUGCUCAAAUCCAAGCCUCUCUUCUCCUUUUCUUCAACAUCCAGAACAACCAAGAUGCCUUGAACUACACGCAAAAGGUCUCCGUCAUAAUCGCCUUUUGGGUCUUCCAACUUGUCUACCUCAUCUUCCUCAUCAUCCUCUCCCUUUUCUCCACCUCCGCGGUGGUUUACACCGUGGCAUCCAUAUACACAGCAAAGGAUAUCACCUUCAAGAAGGUCAUGACCGUUGUCCCCAGGGUUCGGAAGAGGCUUAUGGCCACUUUCUUAUGGAGCCUCCCCAUUGUUUUGCUCUUCGGCGUCGUUUCUGGAGUGCUAAGCUACAUUAUAUGGUUACCCUACCUUGGAAAUGCCACUUUCUUUCUUCUCGUCAUCUUGACGGGGAUUGAAUACGUAAACAUCGUUUGGGAAAUGGCAAGUGUGGUAUCAGUUCUAGAGGAUUUGCAUGGGAGUGAUGCCGUGAAGAAGAGAAAAGCCCUGAUAAAGGGGAAGAAGGGUGCUGUUGUGGCCGCCUAUUUCACGCUUGCUUCUUUUCUCGUAGGAGUUGAGAAUAUAUAUUUGUAUUUAGUUGUGCUGAAUGUGGGGAGAUGGCGGCACAAUAUGGGAAUUGGAAUUUGCAUCUCAAUCGGAAUUCUUUGCUUCUUCUUGGUAUGCAUGGUGUUUCUCUUUGGCCUCGUUGUUCAAACGGUUUUCUAUUUUGUCUGCAAGUCAUAUCACCACGAAACUAUUGACAUGUCGUCGUUAGCGGAUCAUCUGGAUGUUUAUCUUGGAGAGUAUGUUCCUCUCAUCAAGUCCAAGGAUGUCCAACUAGUUGAAGUUCAUCAUGUCUAG